Messenger RNA from Nyctereutes procyonoides (raccoon dog), 5316 nucleotides. RefSeq names its product KN motif and ankyrin repeat domains 1 (gene KANK1). The coding region runs from base 273 to 4316 and encodes 1347 amino acids. The transcript has 13 exons. The record is from RefSeq and is a predicted model, not a curated record. Gene Ontology annotation, molecular function: protein binding. Gene Ontology annotation, cellular component: cytoskeleton; cytoplasm. Gene Ontology annotation, biological process: negative regulation of actin filament polymerization. Lineage: Eukaryota; Metazoa; Chordata; Mammalia; Carnivora; Canidae.
CUCCGCCGAGGUCCGGGAGCCCGGCGGGCGCGGAGCCGCAGGUCGGGGAGCGCGCCCGGAGCAUGAUUGUCGCAGUGCUGGUCGGCCUGCUGAAUGGUUGAAUGGCCUCCAUCAUCGGGCCACACGAGGGAAAUUGUCCACGGAGCUGAAAUACUGAUCACAGUCAUUUUCCGGCCUGCCCUAAUUGAGGUUGAAUGCGUUUGGGAACUUGAUGCAUAAAAUUUGCAUGACUCCUAACUUCUUUCUGGACCUGUCAUUGGAUUGCAGCCAGCAUGGCACACAUCACAAAGGUUAACGGCUGUGCCUCAGGAAAAGCAGAGGAUGUUCUCAACGGAGAUCAUGACAAGGAACAGAAAGAUCCUUAUUUUGUGGAGACCCCCUAUGGUUAUCAACUAGACUUGGAUUUCCUCAAGUACGUGGAUGACAUACAGAAAGGAAACACCAUCAAAAAACUGAACAUCCCGAAGAGGCGGAAGCCAUCUGUGCCAUGCCCGGAAAGCCGGGCCACGGCCAGUCAGCAAGGUGUGUGGACUUCUACUGAAUCCCUCUCAUCCUCCAACAGUGAUGACAACAAGCAGUGCCCCCACUUCCUCCUAGCCAGAAGCCAAGUGACGUCGACUCCAGUCCCAAGGCCGCCUGCCCCCCUGGAGACCUCACCCACUUUUCUCACCAUCCCAGAAAGUCGACAGCUGCCACCACCCUCCCCACAGCUCCCAAAGCACAACCUUCAUGUCACCAAGACACUGAUGGAGACCCGGAGAAGACUGGAACAGGAGAGAGUCACCAUGCAGGUGGCGCCGGGUGAGUUCCGAAGGCCCAGGCUGGCCAGUUUUGGAGGCAUGGGCUCUACGAGCUCGUUGUCCUCCUUUCUGGGUUCCGGAAACCACAAUCCUGCCAUGCACCAACUUCAGAAUGGAUACCAAGGCAACGGGGAUUAUGGGGGCUAUGUCCCAGCUACUGCCACCACCUCCUCCAUGGGGAGCUCCAUCCGCCACAGCCCCCUGAGCUCAGGGAUCUCCACUCCCGUGACCAACGUGAGCCCCAUGCACCUGCAGCACAUCCGCGAGCAGAUGGCCGUGGCCCUGAAACGCCUGAAGGAACUCGAGGAGCAGGUGCGCACCAUCCCCGUGCUCCAGGUGAAGAUCUCUGUCCUGCAAGAGGAGAAAAGACAGUUGGCCUCACAGCUGAAAAACCAGAGAGCCACAGCCCAGAACGACGCCUGUGGUGUGAGGAAGCGGUCCUACAGCGCCGGGAACGCGUCCCAGCUGGAACAGCUCUCCAGGGCCCGGCGCGGCGGCGGUGAACUGUACAUCGACUACGAGGAGGAGGAGAUGGAGAGCGUGGAGCAGAGCGCGCAGAGCAUCCGGGAGUUCCGGCAGCUGGCGGCCGACAUGCAGGCCCUGGAGCGGAAGAUCCAGGACAGCGGCUGCCAGCCCGCCCCCGAGGGCCGGUCCGUGGCUGUGGGCACCGACGACACCAUGGACAGCGUGGUCGUGUACCGCAGGGCCUCCGGGUCCCGGCGGGACGCCGCUGUGGGGACGGCCACCGAGAUGAGGAGUUGUGCCAUCAGCGUGACUGAAGCCAUGCUGGGAGUGACCACCGAGGCCGACAAAGAAAUAGAGCUACAGCAGCAGACCAUCGAAGCCUUGAAGGAAAAGAUCUACCGCCUGGAAGUUCAACUUAAGGAAACCACGCAUGACCGCGAGAUGACUAAACUGAAGCAAGAGCUGCAGGCCGCCGGAUCGAGGAAGAAGGUGGACAAGGCCGUGAUGGCCCAGCCGCUGGUUGGCGACAAGAUGGUGGAGGCCGUGGUGCCCACGAGGGACCAGAUGGCAGGCCAUCACCUGGACGUGGUGGACGCGUGUGUCGGGACCUCGGUGCAGACACACAGCGUGGGCAUCUCCUGCCAGCCCAGCCGGGAGAGUAGGCUCGCUGGGCCCGAGCUGCCCAUGAAUUGCUGGAUCGUUAAGGAACGUGUGGACGUCCGUGACCAGUGCACCAGCCGAUCCGUGGAGAUGUGUGACAAGAGCGUGGGCGUGGAAACCAGCGUCUGUGAGACAGGGAGCAACACAGAGGAGUCUGUGAAUGACCUCUCGCUCCUCAAGACCAACCUGAAUCUCAAAGAAGUGCGGUCCAUUGGUUGCGGAGACUGUUCUGUUGACGUGACGGUUUGUCCCCCCAAGGAGUGUACCUCCCGCAGCGUGAACACAGAGGCUAUAAGCCAGGUAGACGCUGCUGUCAUGGCAGUGCCUCAGACCGCAAGCCAGCACACCAGCACGGUCCUGGGACAGGUGAACCAGGCCACCAACACUGAGGUGGCCACCCUUGUGGAAUCUUGCACCAACACUUCCGUCAGCACUUUGGACAAGCAGACCAGCACCCAGAUGGUGGAGACGCGGACGGUGGCUAUAGGAGAAGGCCGGGUUAAGGAUGUCAACUCCUCCGCCAAGAUGCGGUCCGUUGGGGUUGGAACAGUGCUCUCUGGCAGUGCUGGGUUUGACAGGCCAUCGGCUGUGAAGACCAAAGAGUCGGGCGUGGGGCAGAUAAAUAUUAACGACAACUAUCUGGUUGGUCUCAAGAUGAGGACCAUAGCUUGUGGUCCUCCCCAGUUGACCUUGGGGUUGGCAGCCAGCAGGAGGAGCGUAGGUGUUGGGGAUGAACCUGUUGGCGAGUUCAUGGAGAGCCCCCAGCCCCAGGCUCCUCCUGGAAUGAUGACCGGCUUGGAUCACUACAUUGAGCGCGUCCAGAAGUUGCUGGCAGAGCAGCAGACGCUGCUGGCAGAGAACUACAGUGAGCUGGCAGAGGCCUUUGGGGAGCCGCACUCGCAGAUUGGCUCUCUGAACUCACAGCUCAUUAGCACCCUGUCCUCAAUCAACUCUGUCAUGAAGUCUGCGAGUACGGAGGAACUGAGGAACCCUGACUUCCCCAAAAUGAGUCUGGGUAAAGUCACAGGCAGUAGUUUGGAACACACCUGUAGGUGCGGAGGCCUUCCGGCAGGAGCUCCAUUCAGCAGUCAGGCGUCGCGGCACGAGCAGGCGGUGGGGCCCACGGAAGGGAGACCCCUGGACGGCCAGGACGCCUUCCCCCCUCAGGAGAGCGCGCUGUCCCCUGUGAACCUGACGGACGACCAGAUCGCCGCCAGCCUCUAUGUAUGUACAAAUAGUGAAAACACACUCAAGUCUAUCAUGAAGAAGAAGGAUGGCAACCGAGAUUCAAAUGGAGCGAAGAAGAAUCUCCAGUUUGUCGGCAUUAAUGGAGGGUAUGAGACAACUUCAAGUGAUGAUUCCAGCUCGGAUGAAAGCUCUUCCUCCGAGUCAGAUGACGAGUGUGAUGUCAUUGAGUUUCCUCCUGAGGAAGAGGAGGAGGAAGAGGAGGAGGAAGACACCCGGGGAGUGGCAGAAGGGCAGCAUGCAGUUAAUAUGGAAGGUUUCAAGUCCGCCGGGGCGGAAGAUGAGAUGCAGGUUCCAGAAUGUGAACCUGAGAAGGUGGAAAUCAGAGAGAGGUAUGAAUUAAGUGAAAAGAUGUUGUCUGCGUGCCACUUACUGAAAAAUAACAUAAAUGACCCCAAAGCUUUGACCAGCAAAGAUAUGCGCUUCUGUCUGAACACCCUGCAGCACGAGUGGUUCCGCGUGUCCAGCCAGAAGUCGGCCAGCCCGGCCAUGGUGGGCGACUACAUAGCCGCCUUUGAGGCCAUUUCCCCGGACGUGCUCCGCUACAUCAUCAACAUGGCCGAUGGCAACGGCAACACGGCCCUGCACUACAGCGUGUCCCACUCCAACUUCGAGAUCGUGAAGCUGCUCCUGGACGCCGACGUGUGUAACGUGGAUCACCAGAACAAGGCGGGGUACACCCCCAUCAUGUUGGCAGCCCUUGCUGCCGUGGAAGCACAGAAGGACAUGCAUGUUGUGGAGGAACUCUUCGGCUGUGGUGACGUGAACGCCAAAGCCAGCCAGGCAGGACAGACGGCCCUCAUGCUGGCCGUCAGUCACGGGCGGAUCGACAUGGUGAAGGGGCUGCUGGCCUGCGGGGCUGACGUCAACAUCCAGGACGAUGAGGGCUCCACUGCGCUCAUGUGCGCCAGCGAGCACGGCCACGUGGAGAUCGUCAAGCUGCUGCUGGCUCAGCCGGGCUGCAAUGGCCAUCUGGAGGACAAUGAUGGCAGCACCGCACUCUCCAUAGCCCUGGAGGCUGGACACAAGGACAUCGCGGUUCUUCUGUACGCCCACGUCAACUUCGCCAAGGCUCCAUCUCCGGGCACCCCAAGGCUUGGAAGGAAGACAUCUCCUGCUCCCACCCACCGAAGUUCCUUUGACUGAUGAUACACAAAUAACCGUCCAUUUACAUGCCACCAUUAAGCUGCUAAAUGUUCCUGUUGGGGUGACAGAUACUGAAUGUAUAUGUAUCGUGCCUGAGCUCACCAGCAAACAGAAUGGGAGGGCUGAGGCCUGGAGCUGCACAGCGGAGGCUGAGGCAGCAGGAGCUUGCCCCCGGCCCCCACCGCCUCCCUCCUGGCCAUCUUCCCUCUGCCUUGGGUGUGCUUACUGCCCCCCGCCCCCCGGCUCUGUUGCUGUGGAGUCUCUGCUCCGUUAUGUACAGUCGUAGGAUGUCGUAACCUGACCUGAGCGGGCACCGUCUCCUCCUUCCCUCCUCCCCUGGCCCCCGCCAGGAAGUGUCCACUUCUCACCGGCUCGGCGUUUUUAAAAUUUAAAAAUGUUCCACGAGUAUUUAUAUUUACUUGAUGUAAAUAUAAAUUUUCCAUUGGAAAGUUCUCUGAAAAGUCCAUUCCAGGAUGGUUUUGUUGACGUGUGUGUGUGUAUUUACUCUUCUAAAGUAAUUACUUGGCAGUGGAGGUGACCGAUCUUCAGCACCUGGGGCCUGGUCUGGGAGAUUUCUGGUUUAAAACUCAAAAAGCGGGACUCUCUAAAAAGCAGAAAACUUAUGAAAGGAAAUCUUUUCAGUGGGGUUGAUCUAGGUGGCUGUAUUACAUGACUUUUUAUAUGAAAGGUAUCUAUAUGAAAUGACAGCAGUAUUUUCGACUUUUAUAUUCCAUAGUCACUGAGACAUGAAGUACUACGUGUUACGUUACCGUGUUUUUUAUUAAUCAUCGCCCAAAUCCGUGUCUGAUGGCAAAGGUUGGAUGGUGUUAGAGGAACCGGCUCUGUAUUUGCCUCUGGGGAAACCUAGUGUAGUUCUCUGCGUAUUUAUGGAUUCCUUUCUACUAAGCCACAUUUACUUUGGUCUUACGUGUAUUUAAAUGUUUGAAGUGCCUUAGACUCUUGCCAUAUUUUCGAAAUAAAAUUUCAUUAAGCCCUUCCA